AUGGAAGGCUUACAUACCGUCACUUCUCUGCCUCAAAGUGUCAUACAGUGUGGGCUGUGUAAAGAAACCAUCACCAAGCCUCGGGUUCUGCCAUGUUUACAUUCUUUCUGUCACGGUUGUCUUCGAGACUACAUUGAUGGCCAAAGUAACGGUUCGAAUGGAAAGUAUGAAAAGCGUGGGAGGUUGAAUAUAGUUACAUGUCCAGAAUGCCCCGUGCACAUUUCUCUGCAAUCAGGCACAGAGCUUAUUCCAGAGGUAAAGGGCACCGAUGCGUUUGUCCAGUGCUUCCCAGAAAAUACUUUCCUUGAAAGGAUGGUGACAACAGUAUGGUCCUUAAACAAAGAAAACAAAAAUUGUGAUAUUUGUUUGAGAAUUGGGAGAUGCGCAGAUGCGGCGGUGAAUUGGUGCUGUGACUGUUACGAGGCCCUGUGUGAAUCGUGUAGCGGAGUUCAUCAAGGUACGGGAGUGACAUCAGAGCAUGACGUUAUCUCGAUUGCCCAAGCUCGACAAAAGCCCUUGGCAUUGCUGCUGAACAAAGAGCGUGAUGUAAGCUGCAAACAUCACCAAGGAGAAAUUUUAAAGCUUUUUUGUCAGAGCUGCAGUGUAACGCUGUGUGCACAAUGUGUCACUGGAGAACACAAGCUUUGUGGAAAGUGCGUGACAAUUGGUGACGCUUACACAAACCACGAAGACGAGCUAGAUGCACUUUGUGGAAAACUAGAAACGGUGCAUAGGUUUGUCACAGAAGCCAAAAAUGUUCUGACCGAGGAAAGGGAGAGUUUUGAUGAUAGAGUUGAGAAGAUUCGCGAAGAAAUCCAAGCCAUGAGCAGAAACUUAUGUCAAAGAAUACAGGAAAGUGAAGAAAAACUACUAGCUGAACUAGAUAGAUGGCGUUUGGAAACGGAACCGGAAAUUAAUUUGGGUAUAACAAAAAUGAUAGAAUAUGGCAACCAGGUUCAGAAGACCCGUGAAAUUGUCGAGACUUUGUUGCAUUACGGCUGUGAAGCUGAAAUCAUGACGUCACUCAAUUCCAUCCGGGAUCAAACUGCGCAAACCGAAACUUCCGCUUAUCAGAACGUGGCUACAUGUAACAAGCGACCAGACAUUAGUUUUAGUCAGUCAAAGGUAACUGCUGAUUUUGCUGCAGACUUUGAAACGCUCGGAGAAAUUCGGUAUAAUGAAGGUGUGUCUGACAACAGCUGUGACCAGCUCAGCACUUGGGGGAUAGCCUGUGUGAGCCGGGACGACAUGAUUGUGGUGGACGGUACCAACAAGGCGCUUCACAAAUUCCGCAGGGGUGGCAGCCUCAUUGACCAGAUCGCCUUCAGUGACGAGCCCCGUGACGUCACACAUAUGGGACAAGGUGACAUCGCUGUUACAAUGAACCGGAAACAGGUUAUGUUUCUGGGCACAACGGGAAAGUUAAAACUAAAGCAAACAGUCAAAACACAAAAAAGUUAUCACGGUAUUUCGGCUCUCGCUUGCGACAAGCUCGUCGUGAGUUACCUCGGAAGUGGAAAAUCCGUAGAUAUCAUCUCUCUGGAAGGUGUGAUCGAGAGAACUCUGUCUAUGGACGAGCAUGGAGCGCCAUUAUUCUUUGACCCGCGUUACCUAGCGACAACAAAGGGAGACACUCAGCUGAUAUUGGUGUCUGACUUCCGAAAACAGAGCAUCAUUUGUUUGAAUUCAGAUGGACAAGUGAAGUUUAAAUUUCAGUCGACAAACGGACACAGGACUCUCAAGCCUUUGGGAAUUUGUUCGGAUCGUUUUGGUAACAUUUUUGUGGCAGAUUACAGUCGAGAUGAAAUUGCUCUGCUGAGUAAGGAUGGGAAAUACCAGCGUUCUGUGGUUACAAGAGAGGAUGAGAUGGACAGGCCCGUGGCCGUGGAUAUCAGCAGGGAUGGCCGACUAGUGAUUGUACAAAACGAUGGGAUGGUCAGAGUGUUCAGCUAUUGAUAUAAGCAGAAAUAGUCCACUAGUGAAUGAACAAAACGAUGUC
Molecule: messenger RNA, 1999 nt
Organism: Liolophura sinensis
Lineage: Eukaryota; Metazoa; Mollusca; Polyplacophora; Chitonida; Chitonidae
Product: tripartite motif-containing protein 2-like
Exons: 1
Coding region: 1-1956 (651 amino acids)
Cellular component (GO): nucleoplasm
Molecular function (GO): ubiquitin protein ligase activity; zinc ion binding
Source: RefSeq, a predicted model, not a curated record